Molecule: messenger RNA, 1055 nt
Organism: Megalobrama amblycephala (Wuchang bream)
Lineage: Eukaryota; Metazoa; Chordata; Actinopteri; Cypriniformes; Xenocyprididae
Product: putative serine protease 46
Exons: 6
Coding region: 115-879 (254 amino acids)
Biological process (GO): proteolysis
Molecular function (GO): serine-type endopeptidase activity
Source: RefSeq, a predicted model, not a curated record
ACCUGAUAUCAUUCCAUAUAAAAUAGAUAGAGAUCAUUAGUUAAUAGAGGACAGACGAUAUCAGAAACAGCUGUGAACAUACGGCAAGAGCUAACUGAAUCUCCUUUCAUUACAAUGGAGUAUCUGAAGUAUCUGAUGCUGAUAUUUCUCAUCAAUGACACAAGAAAAGCUGUAGAAGCACAGGGCUGUGGUGUUUCCUCACUGAGCACUGGUAUUGUGGGAGGUGAGAAUGCAUCUGCAGGGAACUGGCCUUGGCAUGUCAGUCUACACUUUUUUAACUAUUACAUCUGUGGAGGAUCCCUCAUCAGCCACGAAUGGGUGCUCACUGCGGCUCACUGUGUUUCCUUCUUACCCUCAGCCAGAUACUGGACUGUUUAUCUGGGUAGACAGAGCCAAAACAUUUCAGUCUCUAACCCAAACGAGGUGAGUCGAAGAGUCCGAUCCAUCAUUAUACAUCCAGACUACGACUCGUAUCAAUUCACUAAUGACAUCGCUUUGCUGAGAUUGAGUGUGCCAGUGAACUUUACCAGCUACAUCAGCCCAAUCUGCCUGGCUGCUAAUGAUAGUGUCUUUCACAACGGCACCACCUGCUGGUCCACUGGAUGGAGAAGAACUGGCUUUGUAGGCGCCGAGUCCAGUUCUGGAACUCUACAGGAAGUGAAGGUAAAUGUGGUGGGGAAUAAGGAGUGUGACUGCAGGUUUCAAGACAUCCCAUUUUUGGACAUACCAAUCACUCCGACAGUGAUCUGUGCUGGAGGAGAGACAGGCACAGGAACAUGUUUUGUAAGUUGCAAUAGUUCCCACAACAAUGUUGAAUUCUUGAUUGUGAUUGAUUGUGACACUUUUGAAAGGGGUUUUCUUUCUUUCACUCAUAGCUGAAAGAUGCUGAGAUGUGACUGCCUCCAUAACCUGCCAAUAAACAAACAGUGCAAAGUUACGAGAAGAUUUUAUUAACCAAAUGAAUUAUAUUCAUUAUCUUUAGGAAUAAAGUCAUGCAUUUUAUGCAAGGAGUUAGGCAUUUCAAACAGGCAAAAAGACAGAUGUGCCACUCGUUU